CGUUUCAAUUGGCGGCUUUCUCUCUCUCUCUCUCUCUCUCUCUUUCAGGAAGAGAAAGUUUCGAACUCGAGAAAUGGCGGUGGAUACUCCUGCUGGAGUAAUCGUCAUCGCUGCCGUGUUUUUACAAGCUGCCGCAACCAUGGUAGUAUGCGGUCCCGACGCGGUUCUGAAGCUGGAGAGAUUGAUACCGCCGAACCACGAACUUGGUCUGACUGAGCUCAGGGCUUUUGAUUCAGCUCGCCAUGGAAGGUUAUUGCAGUCUCCCGUCGGCGGCGUUGUUAAUUUUCCGGUUGAUGGAGCCUCCGAUCCGUUUCUCGUUGGGCUUUACUAUACAAAGGUUAAACUUGGGACACCCCCGAGAGAAUUUAAUGUUCAAAUUGACACUGGAAGUGAUGUUUUAUGGGUUAGCUGCACUUCCUGCAACGGCUGCCCCAAGACCAGUGAACUACAAAUUCAGCUAAGUUUCUUCGACCCUGGAAUUUCAUCCUCAGCUUCGUUAGUUUCAUGUUCAGACAGGAGAUGUUACUCAAAUUUCCAGACAGAAUCGGGCUGUGCUCCCAACAAUCUUUGUUCCUAUUCGUUCAAGUAUGGUGAUGGAAGUGGCACUUCUGGUUACUACAUCUCAGAUUUCAUGUCCUUUGAUACUGUUAUCACCAGUACAUUGGCUAUCAAUUCCUCGGCUCCCUUUGUCUUCGGGUGUAGUAAUUUACAAACUGGAGAUUUACAGAGGCCGAGGAGAGCAGUAGAUGGCAUCUUUGGGUUAGGACAAGGGAGCUUAUCUGUAAUUUCACAGCUUGCUGUGCAAGGACUUGCACCACGAGUAUUCUCUCACUGUCUCAAGGGAGAUAAAAGCGGUGGAGGUAUAAUGGUUUUAGGUCAAAUUAAGAGGCCAGAUACUGUCUAUACCCCCCUUGUUCCAUCACAGCCACAUUAUAAUGUGAACCUGCAGAGCAUUGCUGUAAACGGUCAGGUCUUACCGAUAGAUCCAUCUGUAUUCACAAUAGCCACUGGUGAUGGGACGAUAAUUGAUACAGGGACGACUCUUGCUUAUCUUCCCGACGAAGCUUAUAGUCCAUUUAUCCAAGCUAUUGCAAAUGCUGUUUCGCAAUACGGGCGUCCCAUUACCUAUGAGAGUUACCAGUGCUUUGAUAUCACAGCUGGUGACAUUGAUGUCUUUCCCGAAGUUAGUUUGAGCUUUGCUGGUGGUGCAUCAAUGGUCUUAAGACCGCGUGGGUAUCUUCAGAUAUUUUCUAGUUCAGGAAGUUCAAUAUGGUGCAUUGGUUUCCAGAGAAUGUCGCAUCGCCGUAUAACAAUUCUUGGAGAUUUGGUUCUGAAGGACAAAGUGGUGGUCUACGAUCUAGUUCACCAAAGGAUUGGAUGGUCAGAAUACGACUGUUCUCUGGAGGUGAACGUUUCAGCGUCAAGAGGGGGACGAAGCAAAGACGUUAUAAACACUGGACAGUGGAGAGAGAACGGUUCGGAGAGUUUGAAAAGAAGUUAUCACCUGUUACAAGUAGUAACAUUACUUGUCCAUCUUUUUGCGCGCUUCUUGUAGCUUCUACUAGCAUUCACAUCAACCCACUGUGGUCGGACUUUUGUAAUCUUAUUUAUUACAGUAAUUUUAACACAGAGAUGUAUCACUAAUUAAAUUUCGACUUUUUGGCCACCA
This is a messenger RNA of Camelina sativa (false flax), 1669 nucleotides long. RefSeq names its product aspartic proteinase 36. Gene Ontology annotation, molecular function: aspartic-type endopeptidase activity. The record is from RefSeq and is a predicted model, not a curated record. Lineage: Eukaryota; Viridiplantae; Streptophyta; Magnoliopsida; Brassicales; Brassicaceae. Gene Ontology annotation, biological process: proteolysis.